GUCUUUGAUGGAUCACACCGAGUACCAGAGCUGGACGAGCCGUCCAUGAGGAGGAUCAUCGUGGAAAGUGGUGGCUCGGAGGAGAGGUUCCUGCAGUGGCAAAGGACAGAGGCGGAGAGUGCUUUGAGGGAAGAUCGUGAGCUGGAGGCGGAGCACAGCGUUUGGGCGACGCCUUUCAUUGUGGACCGCGAGUCGAAGGAGGUCUAUAUUGACGGGACCACCUUUCCUCUGCUAGCCUUGCACCUACGCCGACGUGGCUUCGAUGUGCCGGAAGUCCAAGAGGCUCUCGGACCUUCGCCCCCGGUGCGAGCGAGUGGUAACCCGACGCGGCGGAAACGCCUGGACGUGUACGUGGAUCUGAAGAGUCCCUACGCCUACUUGGCCAUUGAGCCGACCUACUCACUGGAGGAUGAUUUCUACGUGGACCUCGUCUGGAAGCCCUUCGUCCUGGACAUUGCAGGGGUCUAUGGCAGUGCAGAGGUGGGGGCGCGAAACAACAAAGUCCGGCAGGGAAGCGACAAGCGGUCCCCUGCACAGUGGAAGGCCGUGAAGUAUUCGUACGCCAACGUCCGCCGCUAUGCCGGCGAGCGCACGCCCAAGCUCACAGUCUUCGGCACACGAAAGAUCUGGGACACACGGUGGGCCUCGUCGGCCCUGCUUUUUGCGGCAGAGGCCGGAUACCUCCGGGAGUUCCAACAGCGCCUUUGGCCUCCCUUUUGGCGGCGGGAGCUGGAUCCGGAGGAUAUGGAGGCUGGCUGUUUUAGGGUUUGGGGCUUUAGAGUUUAG
Messenger RNA from Symbiodinium sp. CCMP2456, 786 nucleotides. Lineage: Eukaryota; Dinophyceae; Suessiales; Symbiodiniaceae. The record is from the annotation of a GenBank genome assembly.